Cryphonectria parasitica EP155 is the source of this 408-nucleotide messenger RNA. RefSeq lists its product as uncharacterized. The record is from RefSeq and is a predicted model, not a curated record. Bases 1 to 408 code for a protein of 135 amino acids. NCBI's taxonomy places the organism in Eukaryota, Fungi, Ascomycota, Sordariomycetes, Diaporthales, Cryphonectriaceae. The transcript has 2 exons.
AUGCUUCCUUCCGAUUUCCUUCCGUUUCGACUUUUCUUCUGGCUUUUGUGGCUGCCAACCUCACUAUCUGAGGGGCCGGAGGCCGAAGAGGCGGGCCUGGGGGCCGCAGCCGGGGACGCGGGAGACUGCGCCGGCAGCGGAGGUGGCUGGGCUGCCGCGACGGUGGGAGCGGAGGAGGAGGCGGCAGUGGGCGUGGGCAUGUCCCGGUGCCCACAGAGAUGGGGGAGGAUGAUGGUGGUGGCGCCCGAGCCUGGACGCUCGUCGUUGGCCGGCGCCUCCGGGUCGGUCCCGCCGAAGAGGAUGGCCAGCCCUCCGAAGGCCGCCGACAGCGCUGUCGAUGCAGCUGUCAUCAUCAUCGUCAUCAUCUUCUUCUCUAUUUCAGGUCAAUACAUGUUCAGCUCAAGGUGA